AUGGUCCAACAAACAGAAAUGCUCGCUGCACGCGUCCACGAUGAUCGUAAACUGCAUCUCGACACAGUUCCAGUCCCAACAGUCAGACCUGGAGCUCUUGUAAUCAAGGUACUGGCAGUCCAUACAUGGAGCUAUACGGGAGAAGUUAUCUCUGGAGAAAGGAACUUUUCAAUGCCACAAUUGCCAACUAUCUUGGGAACGGGCGGUAUUGGUGAAAUUGCACAAAUUGGGGAAGGUGUUUUUGAUCUUGAGGUCGGUGACUGGGUUUUGAUGGAUCCGCAGGUUGGAAAUGUUACGAGGGAUACACAGUACGAUAAUAUUCUUGUUGGAUGGACGUCUACAUCUGGUCCUAUUGGUGAGAGAAUCCAAAAGCUAUGGAAGGAAGGCAGUUUCGCUGAAUACUGUCUGUUUCCUGCGACACAUGUUGCAAAACUCGGUCCGCAAGCUUCCAAAUUGUAUUCGGCUCCUACAUGGUCUUCAAUUAGAUUUGUGCUUCUCGCUUAUGCAGCACUGAUGAGAGGGGACUUCAAAGCUGGAUGUACGGUUCUCAUUAAUGGUGCAACGGGAACAAUCGGAUCUGGCGCCGUGGUUCUGGCAAUGGCUCUAGGUGCUGGAAAAGUUAUUUGUGUCGGACGGAAACAGUCAGCUUUGGAAGCGCUUAAAGAACUUGCUAAAAAGUUCCCACUUCCCGAACGUCUCGUUACUGUAUCAUCCGUUGGUGAGCAAGACGAAGUGAUCAAGAGAUUACAGGAAGCUUGUGGCAAAACUGACGCCAACAGAGGAGCCGAUCUGGUUUUAGAUGUAGUAGGCAACGCAACACCUGAAAGCACAACAGCAUGUCUAUCAGUCUUGCGAAAAGGUGGUAUCAUGGUAUUGGACGGCUCGUUGUCUGCUCCACUCUCCAUCAAUUACGGCAACCUUAUGAGAAACAAUCUUGAGAUCCGUGGGCAGUACAUGUUUACUCCACAACAGAUGCAGGAUCUGAUUAAACUGAUAAAUGUUGGAAUAGUGGACUUAUCUUUGUUUGUGUCGGAUGCGUAUCCGUUGAAACGCAUUCAUGAGGGAAUUGAAGCUGCUGCCGCGAUGUCGGGUGAAUUCCCGCAUCAUACUCUGACAUCUGCCAUAGACAUGCUCUCGCUGGAUAUGGAAAAGGAUUUUUAUAAUCAAGUCAUUGGAAAGCUUGAUUUGCUAGAAAAGCACGUAUUGGAACAUCUGCGAAACUCAACGGCAGAUAUUCAAACGAUAGAGAAUGAGUCAACGUCAGAGUUGGAGGUGCUUUAUGCCGAACCGUAUGGCGAUGACGAAGUACACUAUGAUAAUGGUGAUGAAGAGGUCGAUAUUGGUGGCUGGAAACGAGAUGAAAUGCAGAAGUGGAGUAUUAAGCUAAUGAUCGUCCUGUCAUUAUCUCGAUUGGUUUGGGCAUUCAAGAGUAAAAAGUCACAACAUACCAGCUUCUUGAAGCGUCUCAUCAAGAGGGUGAAGCCACUGGGGUAUUCACGAGCGGGUGUGGAUGAGUACUUCACCUCUAAAAGGUGUCCACGUCGUGGUCGCGCUAGCAAGACGAAUGCCGGCUUACCAUCAUUGGCUGUAGCUGAUGAAGACCCAGUAGCGAUGGCAUAUAUUCGUGCUGAAUUGGUUGAUAUGGACUAUGACGUCGCUGGUCGUGCUGCUGCUGAAGGUUGUCGUCGAUAG
Synchytrium microbalum is the source of this 1692-nucleotide messenger RNA. RefSeq lists its product as uncharacterized. The transcript has 8 exons. The record is from RefSeq and is a predicted model, not a curated record. Lineage: Eukaryota; Fungi; Chytridiomycota; Chytridiomycetes; Synchytriales; Synchytriaceae. Bases 1 to 1692 code for a protein of 563 amino acids.